This is a messenger RNA of Ipomoea triloba (trilobed morning glory), 1443 nucleotides long. RefSeq lists its product as uncharacterized. Lineage: Eukaryota; Viridiplantae; Streptophyta; Magnoliopsida; Solanales; Convolvulaceae. The transcript has 9 exons. The coding region runs from base 1 to 1443 and encodes 480 amino acids. The record is from RefSeq and is a predicted model, not a curated record.
AUGGGAGUGUAUUGUCUUUUAAAUGAGUUGACGACGUUUAAGAGGAGGAAUGCUGUUAAGGUUCGAGUGGUUCGAUCAUACACUGUAAUGGAAAGGAGAGGAUCCUCAGAAAUCAAGAGUAAAGAGUUGGUGCUGCACGACGAAGAGGCAACAGUAAUCCAUGCCUGUAUACCAAAGGAUAUUUUACCAAAAUUCCCUGAAAGCUUUUUAGAAGGCAAUGUCUAUUGUUUCAAGAACUUUUAUGUCGUUGCAAAUUGGCAUACAUACAAGACUAGCAUGCACGAGUUCAUGCUGCAGUUCAAUCACGAGACUAUCAUGAAACAAUCUAGGUCAGAUAAUUUCCCUUACCACAUGUACAGACCGAGACCAUUCCAUACUUUGAAAGGUAAUCCAUCACUAGAUGCGAAGCAGUUGAUUGAUUUAAUUGGCCGUAUUGUUGAAAUACGUGCUCCCCAAGAAAAAACAAUUUCUGGACAGAAUACUGUCCUCAUAGACUUUGUUUUAGAAGAUGCUAUAAUCAAGCUUGGUGCUAGAGAUGGUGAUGUGAAAAUAUCGUCUUCAUAUGAUGUUACUCAACUCCUAAUUGAUGUGGACUGCCCUGAGACGCAGAACUUCAAAGAGAGUCUGGUGGACCUUGGGGAACAAACUCCAAUGCGUAGUAUAGGUUCAAUGACAAGCUUCAGUUUCACAAACAGUAUUGAGGAUUCAACCAGUAGAACAAUGCAGAUGACUACCAUCUCUGAGAUCUAUGAGAAUCAAACGCAUGGACAAUUCUGGGUUGCUGCCAAGAUAAAUGGUAUUGAAAAGUCCAAUGAUUGGUUUUAUACUUCAUGUCGAAAACCGGGUUGCAACAAGAAACUUGAACUUUCAGAAGGUGUUCUUAAAUGUUUCAAGUGUAACAUGACUUGGGAAGAUGGAGUACUAAGGUACAAACUUAGACUUAGGGUUGUUGACUUGAAGGGUACUGCUGCCUUGUUGUUGUGGGAUAGAGAGUGCAUGGAACUUAUUGGUACAUCUGCCAGUGAGUUAUAUCAGAGGAAUAGGAAUACUGCAGGUCCAUUAAAGGAAAUCACUGGAUUAAUUGGCAGGAUAAUGCUAUUUAGAGUCUCGGCAAAUACAGACCAAUUUAUCAAUCAGUCGUAUGCCUUCCCAGUUUUAAGUAUUAACACUGAAAGCAAGUUUGUUCAACAGUAUUGCAAGGAACUUUUGGAUGCUCAUGACAAGGAAGUUAACUCUACUGUGCAAUUAAGUUACGGUGAUGAGGAAUUCCUACAGGGGUUUGACAGUGAUGAAGGUGAGAGCCUAAUACAGAUGCUGCCACCUACGAAGAAUGUAGAAACCUCUGAUGGACCGGUGAAGAGAUGCUUACUGGAUCAGUUCUCUUCCACCAAGGGCUGCAAGAAAUUGAAAGACACUAAAGUGAAGAUUGAGAAGAUUGAUUGA